Messenger RNA from Marasmius oreades (fairy-ring Marasmius), 1896 nucleotides. RefSeq lists its product as uncharacterized. Gene Ontology annotation, cellular component: cytoplasm; peroxisome. The transcript has 3 exons. NCBI's taxonomy places the organism in Eukaryota, Fungi, Basidiomycota, Agaricomycetes, Agaricales, Marasmiaceae. Gene Ontology annotation, biological process: post-transcriptional gene silencing. The coding region runs from base 270 to 1457 and encodes 395 amino acids. Gene Ontology annotation, molecular function: RNA nuclease activity; CCR4-NOT complex binding; mRNA base-pairing post-transcriptional repressor activity. The record is from RefSeq and is a predicted model, not a curated record.
CUUGCUCCCACCUAUUUCCAUGGGUCCUCCUCUGCCCCAAGCUUUACAUUCGACUUUCGGAGAAAGUCUGGAAUGUGUAAGUGGCUGCGGCUUUCCUCUAUUAUGUCAACGCCGGUUUCAGCUUUAGUUGUUGGCAACAAGUGCCGCUGGAGCUCUUGUCAAGUGAAUACAAUUGUACUUAAAUACUGAUACAGCCCCUUCAGAUUCGGGGGUGCUAGCGCUAACAGUCAUUCUUUAUUGACACUCUCACCCACCACCUUUCUAUCACAAUGUCUGGCAGGGCAGGCCAGGUUGCCGUUUUCUGGGAUUACGAGAAUUGCCGCCCACCGUCCAACGUCUCUGGUUACAGCAUCGUGAACCGAAUUCGGGAGGUGGCACAACAGUUUGGACCUAUAAAGCUGUUUAGAGGUUACUCAAACCUCUCCGAACUGUCCUCACCCCGUACCAUUAUGUUGCGGUCGGAAUUGCAGUCUUCUGGAGUCAGCCUUGUCGACUGCCCACAUAAUGGUCGCAAAAAUGUCGCUGACCAGAUGAUGAUUGCAUUUGCCAUCGACAAUGAGUAUGCUGACUCAACCAUACUUCUCAUCUCUGGAGAUCGAGAUUUCGCGUAUCCCAUUUCUAUCCUUCGUUUCCGUAUGUAUCACGUCGUUGUCAUAUCCCCCUCUGCCCCCGGAGCACAUCUCAGCUUGCGAGCUCAAGCUUCUACGUUCUUGGACUGGAACGUUGAAAUCCUGAACAAUCUAAGGGAUGACCGCGUUCCAAUGAUGGAUCCUGAAUUGCCCAUCAAUGAUGUUCCCCUUCCGCCUCAGCCAACAUCUGCAUCUCUUUGCAACACUUCAAGAUUCACUUUCACAAUGCCACCUUCGAACUUUACCCCUCGUACAAAGCAGCGCGGAGAGGUAUCCGUGUCCGCUCCAAUCAAUGAGGGGGUUACUGAGAAUGUCCCUCCCAUGUAUACACCUAACAUCAAAACAAAGACAGACUCUGUCCCCUCCCGUACCCCGUCCGCGCCACCCAUAACUCCCCCGACCACUACUCCUGUUCUUGACCCCAUAGCUCAGCAUGUCUUUACCGGACUGCAACAACAGUUAAUCUCACCUGGCGUUGGCUCAACAUCCACGCCUGCAUUGGGGGCUCCUUCGUUAUUCAAUCUUCAAUCAGAAAAACAGUCAGGCGAUAUGGUUGAGCUUGACAUCCCCCCACACAUUCAAAGCUUGGUUCGAACUCUACAGAAAUUUCACGAAAACGGAGCUGCCAGACCCUUACGGUCCGUGAUCGCUCUUGAAUUGGUUCAGAAGGACGGCAUGGUCUACAGAAAAGCCGGAGUAACAAAGUUCCGUGAAUUUUGCGCUCUUGCAAUCAAUGCAGGGUUCGUGGUAGUCGGGGGAACUGGGGGAAAUGCAUGGAUAUCGCUGAGUCCUGACGUGCUGGCCAGACUGCAAUCUAAACCACUGUAACGGUCAUCCCGAUUUUGUAUGCUGCAUCUGUGUACUAUCUUUUUUGUGUUCCCAUCUCAUUUGUUAAUUUAUGCUCUUGAUAGGCCAGUAGAAAUUCGUGGGUAUCCGACACUCAGCGUGAGUAUGUGAAUCCUAGUUCCUUGUUAAGGUUCCCUUGAAACUCUGGAUUACAUGACGGUUUCUGGAUACUGGUGUGCGUUACGAUGGCCAUCUUCAUCCUUUGAUUCUACUUGGGGAGGCCGCAUAUCCGGAAUUUGAAGAUGGGCCUCCCCUGUGUUAUUGCCACAUAGACUUCUCACCCGUGCCCCGUAACGUGGAAGUGUUUGGAUGAUUCUACGCCCCUCGUUGGGUGCUGGAGAUGGUUUUCUCACGCUUCUUUUUCCCAACUAGUUCACUGUGAACUUCAAGGUCGGAAUGUGGGUACAUCGUCCAUUUGUAC